Molecule: messenger RNA, 1908 nt
Organism: Heterocephalus glaber (naked mole-rat)
Lineage: Eukaryota; Metazoa; Chordata; Mammalia; Rodentia; Bathyergidae
Source: RefSeq, a predicted model, not a curated record
AUGCUAAAAGAGGAUGCAUCAUCAGUGCUGCAGCCAGCUACGACCCUGAAGUCUGGUGUCAUCCCAUCUCCUUCUGCGGUCCUGCGCCCUCUUCCACCUGCCUCAGUCCCAACACAGCAGCUAUACUGGGAGCCGCCCCCACCACCCUUUGGGAAUGCCCCACCUCCUCGGGGUAACCCCCUGGUGCUGUCCCCUUUCCCCAUGACACCUGUGGUGGCAGGACACGGUGGCUAUGGCAAGCCUGGGGCUGGGCCUUUCAACAUCAUGGCCCAAGCCGGGAGAGCAAGGAGGCCAGCAGGGUCCCUGCCCACUCAGAGCACUCUCCUCACUCAGGCCCCACGCAUGAGGGGUGCCCCAGGGGUCCGGCAUUGGGCUGUGCAGAAUCCUGCUCCCCUGCAGCUGAGAGCUCCACCCAUGCCCACCUUCAUGCCUGCCCCAAUUCGGGUGAGCAACAAAGUUGAUGACAGGAUGAGGCCCUGGGGCCCCUGUCCCUCAGCCGUACCACCAGUGGCCCGUGCCAUGUCCAGGGUGAACACAGGGCCACCACCACACUGUAACUACACAGAGUGUGGGCUGGCCGCCUCGCAGGCCAAUACCUCAACAGAUCGCACCUGCAAGUCUCCAAGUGCCUAUGAGAACUUCCGGCGCUGGCAGUAUUUGAAGACUCUGCUCCAGGAACACUUUCCCCAAACUCCUGACAUGGAAGCACUGUCCUGCUUCCUGGUGCCAGUGCUUCGGUCCCUGUCCCGCUGGCAGCCGACCAUGAGUGUGGAGAAGAGCCUGCAGAUAGGCAUUCAGGAAUGGGAUCGCACCAGCAACUACAACCGCAUGACAUUCUACGAGGUGGCUGAAAAGUUCAUGGAGUUUGAGGCUGCUGAAAAGAUGGAACAUCCUGGGUUGCAGUUGACUGGAGGACUUCCAGGCCAGCCAAUCCCAGCCCCACCAAGGCCCAAACCUCCAAGGCCCCCAAUGCCUAAGGUUGUCCAACAACCAGUGUGCGUCCCCAGGCAGGCAGACUCGAAGGCACAGGCUGCCUGCCCCCCGGCACCCGAAAGCCAGCAGCCACCUGAGAGCAAGGCACCUGAUGAGAUCCCUCCUGAAGCCGUGAAGGAAUACAUGGAGAUCAUGGACUGGCUGGAAGAACAUCAUCUCUUGGUCACUGAGGAGCCUGAAGAAAACCAGGAAGAAAAGCAGGAUCAGGAAGAGGAUGACCUAUACCCGGAUCUCCUGAGUUACUGUGAUGAGCUAUGCUCCCAAGAAGACUUUGUGGACAAGGUGGAAGCCAUUAUCAACCCCAAGUUCCUGGAACAAGUAGAAUCUACAGAUGUAGAGACAGAUAUCGUCUUGGCUGGAAGUGAGGUGCUAGAAGAGGAACAUGCACUCACUCUUGACCAGCUGGUGGACAAGCGCCUCCUGGACUCCAAGACCAAGGGAGGUGUGUGCAGGCCCCAGAGCCAAGGUCCAUCCCAAUCUGCUGUCCACCGAGGUGCAGAGCAAGAUGACUGUGACCUCAAGCGAAGGGUCAACCAGGAGACCUGCCCCGCUCCAAAAGCUCCCCGGUUCUGUAAGAGACGCAGGGCCACCAAUGAAGAGCUGCCCGGGCCUGAGGUCCCUGCUGUCCUGCGCAGGCAAUGCUGCCUCACGGGGGAUGCGGCUCCUGUGGGAAAGGUGUCCCGCCCAGGGCCUUCCUGCCAGGUCUCUGGAGGGCAAGAUUUGGCUCAGGGGCUGGUUCCACGCCCGCGGCCUAAGAAGCGAAGGCGUAACAAACUAGGCUCCCAGAGGAGGAGGAAGACCUGACUCCCAUAAGGCUGCUCAGCAGACUCUGGGGUGCCCGUCCCUCAGGUGGCCCUUGGCAAGAUUUCACCCUGGCUGCAUCUUGCACCCCACAAGCCAGAGGUCCCUCCUCCC